UUGAAAUAUUCUUUAUAUAAAGAGGGGGAAAAAAAAGAAACAGUCGCAAGCAGAGAUGAAGAGAAUCCCUCGCAUCAAAUUUCCUCAAAGGCAUCCCAAAUCCUCCUCCGGUGCUGCAUCUCAGCAUCAAGAAACAUCUGCUGUGGGAGAUGCUUCUCAAACAUUUUUCUCAAGGUCUCCAUCCAACAUGUCGGUGGGAGGAAAGGCUUCCGACCAACCCAAAAGGACACCGGUGUCUCAAGAAGAGAUCGAGGCUAUCUUGUUGGGCGGCUGUAUCUGAACAUCUCACGGAAUCUUGCAUUGAAGAACAACAUUAUAACUAGUUCUUGGCUUUCGUAUCCAUCCUUUCAUGUCUGGAGAAUUCCGACUUGAGUCCUUUUUCUUGAAACUUUAUGAGCCUGCUAUCUCGUUGAUUGAUUGUUUGUACACAAAAGGAGAGGAAAUAAGAUACGUGAAUUAGUUAUCUAUUCUUGUCCUGAUUUGGAUUAAGUUGGAGAUUAUGGAAGUGAAUGAAUUUCUGGCUUGA
Olea europaea var. sylvestris is the source of this 526-nucleotide messenger RNA. RefSeq lists its product as uncharacterized. The record is from RefSeq and is a predicted model, not a curated record. Bases 56 to 280 code for a protein of 74 amino acids. The transcript has 3 exons. NCBI's taxonomy places the organism in Eukaryota, Viridiplantae, Streptophyta, Magnoliopsida, Lamiales, Oleaceae.